This is a messenger RNA of Thamnophis sirtalis, 940 nucleotides long. NCBI's taxonomy places the organism in Eukaryota, Metazoa, Chordata, Lepidosauria, Squamata, Natricidae. The record is from RefSeq and is a predicted model, not a curated record.
CUUGUUUCCCACAAUGCCACGCCACAACUAUCAUAAGAUAGCACCGUUGGUAAAGUCCCUGUGUGCCAAGUAUGAAGUUCCUUAUGAAGAAAAACCUCUUCUGAGAGCAUUUGCAGACAUUGUUGGAUCCCUGAAGAAAUCUGGAGCACUGUGGUUGGAUGCUUACCUCCAUAAAUGAAGCUGGAUUUCGGUGAAGAGAAUGACUUAGCAAAGGGGAGGGCUGGGGAAAGGGGUAAUAUGUAUUCUUCUUGUCUGAUUUCAGUCUGUAUGUGUACACACAUUUGGAAAGAAGUUUCCUGUACUGUAUUGUCAAACUGAAGUUGAGGCAGAUUGAGGGAACCUAUUUUAAAUCAGAAGGAAUUUCAGAUGUGUCAGAUACUGAAAUAAGAGAGAGAGAGAGAGAGAGAGAGAAAAGAUUCAACACAGGGUAGCUCAGAAGGUUAGGACCUUUUCAAGAAAACAGGUAAAGAUGUGAAAGAAAGAGAAUGUUGACCUUUGUAUCUUCUCCUAGGUCUUGCUGUUAUAGUUCCAGCUCUGUCUCUUACCCCAGGGGUUUUCAAAUUUCUUCAGGAUUUUUUCAAUUGAAAAUCAGAAUCCAAUUAAAAUUAAGCAAAGCAAUGACUCAUCAUAAAUAUGAAUAUCUCUCCCGGACAGGGUUGGAGUUUUUGAAUGUCAGCCAAACAGCCCCACCCUUUCCAUUGUACCAUGGAAAAAUUGCUGCAGACACCCCAGGCUGUGUUUGAGUGGACUUUUUUUUCUUGCUCUUAGUCUCUCAUGAAACUCCAAGGUUCUAUAAAUCACAAUUUGAAAAAAGUUUGCAGAGAUGGUUGGGUUGGUUGGGUUACAUGGAGUCCAGCUAUAUAUUUGAUCCACAUUAAAUACAGGAUGCUUAGUUGGUUCUUUCAAAGAAUGAAUUGUAAAUAAAUUUAAGUACUUAUUC